AGCGGGUGGAGCCAGGCUGGGAUCAGAGACAGAUUGUGCUCAAUGACCGGAGAAUCCUCCAGUUUUUAUUUCUCCAGCAUCAAAUCAACCCGCAUGUGUGACCCAGGAUCGGCCUGCUGCUGGACCGGAGCUGCAGACAUUUUCCCCAUCAGUCACAGAUGGAUGCUGCUCUGUCCUGAAGGAGGAGGAGGAGAAAAACAUCAGUGCAUUGUUGCUCAGCCUCCAGCCUGGAGAGGCGAUGACAGGCAGGAGAGACGCGAUCCUUUCUUUAUUCUAAGGACCGCAUCUCUGUCAGCGAUGCGAAACGCUUUGUGAUUUUCAUUUCGUCAUCCUGUCAAAUAAUUAUGAACAACGCGCAGGAUAUGUCGCCUGAUUUCGUGUUGAUGCGCCUGGUGUCCGCCGCCGAGGAUGGCCGCCUGGACUCAGAAAACGGGAACGUUCAGUCUGGGGGGACGGUGGCCGGGAAGGGGAAGGACGCGCUGGUUAACAGCGCCGUUAAACCGGCUUUGGACAUCAGCCGAGAGCCGGGCCUGCAGCGUCCCUGCAGCCUGCAGAACAAAGGCCAGAGCAGCGAGACCACGGCUGCAGCUGACAGCGGGGGGACGCAGGGCCCCAAGCAGACAACCCAGGGCUCCAUGGGGCCCCAGGGGUUUGACUUUGUCCCCAGCCCCGGCCUGCGCCCGCAGCUGCUUGUCUUCUCCAACAUUAUGCGGAGCGGAGAUCUGGACCGUCUCCCUGCGCCGAGGGACGCACUGGAACCGAGCCCAGCUGUCAACAACAACCGCCCUGCUGGAGAAGAGGGGCCCCGGGACCCGAUGGGUCAGACACCGUCAGCAGCGCAGCUUCCAGUCCCUUCAGCCGCGGAGGGUCCGGGAGCCGCAGAGCUGUGCCAUCGGUUCAUUACCACCCCCAACGCCUGGCCUCUGCUGGCGGACACCUCCGGACCUGAGAGCUGCAGGGAGCAGCAGGAGGCGGUGCUGGAGCUGGCCCGGCGGUUCGGGGAGCUGGGGGUGGGAGCGGUACCCAGGAUGCUGCUGAAAGGAGCGGAGCUGCCGCAGUGCUCCUGUCAGGGCGCCCAGGGUGCAGAACCCAGGGAUGACCCCACAGAGACCAGCGAUGCUCUGCUGGUCCUGGAGGGGCUGGGGGGUAGGGGCAUGGAGGAGGGCCCUGGGGAGGAGCUGGAUGCUGAUGAUGGACACAGGGAGUUUUUACUCCAAAGGAAAAGAGAAAUAAUCCAAAAGAUGUCUGGGGCUUUCUCCAUCAGCAGCUUCCAGGUGGAACUGAGGACACAGAUGGAGGAAAUGGGCCAGCCAGGAACCGCUGAUCCAGAAAGUUCCACUCAGGCAUUAACAAAGACAUCAACACCUGUCCAGAACUCCCCCUGGACCACUAGCCCAAACCCAAGCCAGUCCUCCACUCCCAGAAGGGCAAAGCGGUGCACAGGUGGCCCCAGGACCCCCACAUACCGAACCGCAGGCGGAGACAAGACAUUCAAGGUUCCAGGGAAGUCCAAGAAGAACUCUUUGAAGACCCGCCUGAGUAAACUGUUCCGGACUAAAAGCUGCAGCGGGUCGACUCACAUCCUGGACAAAAGGCCCUCAGUGUCUUAUUCAGUAUCCUCAGCUGUGAGUCUGGUGGACAUGGAAGGUGGUUCUGGAGCUGAACAGGAUGCUGACAGGUCUAAAUUCAGCCCCAUACCUUCACCAAAUAUAACAUCACACCAGUCUGUGUUUGGUUACUCUGGUGAAACUGUAUCCCUGGUGGAUGUGGAUAUUUCUCUACGAGGGACAAACACUCCACACCCCCCCACUCCUCCACGCCGAAGUCUCAGUCUAUUAGAUGACAUAUCAGGGCCUCAGCCUGGGCCCUUCCUUGUCAGUAUUGUGGGUGCCUCCCUGCAAUCCCUCCCUCUGUCUCACCCUCCUCCUCCUCCCCCCUCCCAAGCCACCAUCCAGCACAGUCUCAGCCUCAAUGAUGCCUUUUUCCGGGCCCUUCCUCAUUCGAAUUCAUCGUCGUUGGGUGCUGUCCCACCGGUCAGACAAGCCGCUCCUCCUGUGCUGUGUGCUCUGCGGCGAUCUGAAGCCAGCAACUUCACAGCCAGUCUGAGAGAGCUGGAAAAGUGCGGCUGGUACUGGGGUCCUAUGAACUGGGAAGAUGCGGAGGUGAAGCUGAAGGGCAAACUGGACGGAUCGUUUUUGGUCCGAGACAGUUCGGACCCCCGAUACAUCCUGAGUCUCAGCUUCAGAUCGCAGGGAGUCACACAUCACACUCGUAUGGAACAUUAUCGAGGGACAUUCAGCCUGUGGUGUCACCCGAAGUUUGAAGACCGCUGCCACUCUGUGGUGGAAUUCAUCGAGCGCGCUAUCAUGCACUCCAAGAAUGGCAAAUUCCUCUACUUCCUCCGCUCCAGAGUCCCAGGGCUUCCACCAACUCCUGUUCAGCUGCUCUAUCCUGUAUCUCGCUUCAGCAACGUCAAGUCAUUACAGCACCUCUGUCGCUUCUGCAUCCGGCAAAUAGUCCGUAUCGACCACAUUCAAGAGCUUCCACUGCCCAGAUCACUGAUCUCCUAUCUGAGUAAGUUUUAUUACUAUGAUCCUGAGGAGGAGAUGUAUCUGUCAAUCAAUAAUAUCCGGAGGGUGGUAAGAUCGGGGCAGGAGGCCAACCUGCAGACGUAGCAGCACACACCUCCUAACCUGAAGUCUCUUAUGUGGGACCCAUCUGUACUGGUCUGCAGGUCCUUCAUCAUCAGUCCAUGGAUGAAUCAAAAAGGGUCAGACUGAAAUGAACUCUGAACUGGAAGCAGCUCGCUGGUUUCUGGAGAAAAAAGAUCGGAAUGAAAAGUUGUUGCUGUUUCUAAUGGAGAGAACCUCCAUCAGGUCUAACGAAGAAACAAAAAGAUUUUCUUUAAAAAAAAAAUGUCGACAGACCCUAAAGGAGCCUCCUGAACCAGCUGGACUUUUUAAAAAAUGGUCAGUUUGUACAACCGUUGUUCUGAAGUAAAUCUUUGUUUUUCUUUCUAUUUUGUAAAAAUAAAAUGAAUUUUGGAUUUAGAUAUACCAGCAGGAUAGAAACAUACCUAGAGGCAAGGCAAAGCAGCCACCAGCACUGACACGAAAGACCUCAGACCUUUCCUUUUUGAGUUUGCUAAGACAAGCUCCUAUUUUCUGUGGAAGCAGAGAUUUUAUUUUGCUCGAAUCUCAAAAAGAGAUCUUAUAUCUAGGAAUAAAAAUACUAAAUCAGCCUCUUCUGCUGAUCGCCCUUUGGCGAACACCGUUUGAAUAUUUAUGAACCUAAAAGGUUUAUUAAAGUAUCUAUUUUCUUUAAUUGUUGAGAAUAAUUAGGUCUAGCAGAAUUGUUUUCUUUUGACCUGAAGCACUGCAGAAUCUUAAUAACAUUUGUAAAUGAAUGUAAUGGCAAGCAGGCAGCCAUUAUUCAAACUGUCCUUUGUAAUGAUCCAGUCUAAUGAUAAAUUUAACAUGCAGCUCAUGUAGAAACGAAACCAGAAGUUGUUCUGAGGUCAGCACUCUGAAGAUUGCUUUCUUUUAGUUUAUGAUUCGUAUGUCCCACCCAGAGCAGUUGCUGUAUCCAUGUUCCUGGAUGAUAACUGAUGUACCUCAAUCGCCCCCUGGUUUCGUACAGACAUGGACAAAGGUUUUGACUGUGACAAAGAUGUUAAGUAUUAUUGUGUUUUUGUUAACUAGCAACUACAUCAAACUUCCACACCUUUGAGGUGAAACUUUAAGGUGUCUAUCUCUUGCUCCUGAAUCAUUAAAAAAACUCUUGAAGGAUGGUUGGAUUCCACUCCCUUGGAUUAAAAAGUAUGGAAUAAAUUUUGUCCCAUUAUUUUUUAUGACACGUUUUGUAAAAAUGGAAAUACAAAAAAAAAUUCAGCUUGAAUAUUUUCAAAUGUAUCUAUCUAAAUGCAAUUUAACAGAUACAUAAAAUUUAAAUAGAUAUGCAAAUUUAAAAGUACCAAACGUCCAACAAACAGGACAUGACAAAUAACAGGAUAACAUAAGCCCUAUUUACACUACCCAUUUGAAACCGUGCUGAGAACAGUCUGAUUACAGUAACUGAGAUAACUGUUGAGUGUAAAUGGAACGCAACUGAACUGGACCGUGCCAGACAAAACCGAGCCGCACUAAACUGGUACUAAUGCAGACCGCGUCAUCUGCUAUUUACAGUUAGCUGACUCAUUUUGUGGGUUUUCCGCUUUGUCCGGCUUUGCAAUUCACACAUCUCUUCACCUGUUAACAAGACAGAGUUCUUCUCAGAAUAUUCACAAUGAAUGACAACAGAAGAGGGUGGUGCGACCAAGGCUCUCAAUUAAAUCUGGGCGGAGGACGCUAUCAAGGCACAGAAAUUCAUGAAUGUUACGGGCGCCGCCAUUUUUGUUUGCAUUAAUCCCGCCUAGUGUCGUGGGCCACCAAUAGGAGGCGAGGAAUUGUGUUAGCGUGAUGUGUUUAUGGUCGUAAGAACCAAGCUCGACCCUGUUAAUUGAUCCAAGCUCAGUUCGAACUCGGGAUGGAUCGGUUUCAGAGGGCCAGUGUAAAUGGGGCAAUAGACGGCCUUAAGGAAAU
Cyprinodon variegatus (sheepshead minnow) is the source of this 4580-nucleotide messenger RNA. RefSeq names its product suppressor of cytokine signaling 7-like (gene socs7). Gene Ontology annotation, molecular function: 1-phosphatidylinositol-3-kinase regulator activity. The record is from RefSeq and is a predicted model, not a curated record. Gene Ontology annotation, cellular component: phosphatidylinositol 3-kinase complex. The transcript has 10 exons. The coding region runs from base 345 to 2675 and encodes 776 amino acids. NCBI's taxonomy places the organism in Eukaryota, Metazoa, Chordata, Actinopteri, Cyprinodontiformes, Cyprinodontidae. Gene Ontology annotation, biological process: intracellular signal transduction; phosphatidylinositol phosphate biosynthetic process.